AUGAAGAGGCAGCUUCCAGUGGCGUAUCGAGAUUUGCUUCGGGACGCCAUAAGAGAAAAUGAGAUCUCUAGCCGAUCUGCGGGUGAAGGCAGUUUGAAAAGAAGGAAAAAACACACAAAAAGUGAGAGUGCCACUGAUGACCACUACGAAGGCGAUAACUCUGCGCCAUCGUUCUCUAAUGACGAGUCCAACUCUGAUGUUGUGGAGACAUCGCCAGUGUUGUAUAUUGAUGAUAAGAAAUCAUUGAACGUGAUGUUUCGUGAAAUCGGGCGGGAGGAUCCGACUGUGCCGAGUGGUCCAUCAGUGGAGCUAGUCAGUGGAGAGACUUCGGAGCCUGAGGACGACUUUGAUGAUGAUGAUUUUGAGGAUAUUGAUCUGGAAGGUUUUGGAGAUUCAUCCCGUGUGGAAGAGAAGUCAAAAUCGCACCCUUAUGACUUUUCUGAAGAGACUGAUAGCAACGAGCUAACAGUCAAGCUCAACCCUAGGGAAUCGGAAGAGACUGUACAAAAGCGCAAAAAGAGCGCAAAGACCACGAUUUCAACCGAAGAAAGGAAUAUCAGAAUAUUUAUUCAUACUGCGUAUCUGGUGUGCAUGACUGUUCAUGGGUCCAUCAGAAAUAAAUGGUGCAACAGCCCAAACAUCCAGCGUGGACUCAGGAAAGGAUUGUCUCUUAGUAUCAUGCAAGAGAUCGAAGACUACAGAAGGCCUGCUCCUCCAAACCCAAACAGGCCACUAGAAGUGCAGUUGAAGACGCGAAGGUUUCUAGAUAUUCUCAGGCACUUGAUGGAACACUGGAGACGAACAUUCAAAAUCAUACAGAAGUCUCAUCUCAAAAAGAGACUGUGGAGUGAAAUAUCUACUCCAGGAAAAUGCGAUAGGGUCUCUUUCAAAAAGUUCAACAAGCAGUUGCUCAAAACACAUCGCGGUUCCAGAGAUGUCUCUGCUCAAGGCUUCGUUGCGCUGCUGAGAUCGCUAGGAUUUCAGGCUAGACUCGUGUUUUCCCUACAGCCGCCUGAUUUCACAAUAACUUCUGCCAUUGAGACAAUCGAGUCUAAACGUGCAAAGUCAGAGUCCACCUCAGAUGUGGCAGCAUCCACUGCUAAACCAGUCAAACGGAAGCCACUGACUUCUGCCGAAAGGCUGCUUGAAUCGCUCCGAACGGGUAAGCCAAUAACGGCACUUUCAAAUCAUACAUCGGAGAACAGAGAUCUAAGCGAUUAUCCAGUAUUCUGGUCAGAGGUAUGGAAUCAGCAUUCCAAGAAGUGGGUCUCAUUAGACCCUGUUGUUCUGAGAACCAUAGAAGUGAUAAGUGGGCCUACAAAGUUUGAGCCACCGUUAUCGGACAGUCGCAAUAAUGCAUUUUACGUUGUAGGUUAUGACGGCAAAGGUGGUGUUCGCGAUAUCACUAGGCGGUACACAGUUUCAUUUAAUGCGAAGACGAGAAAGAAACGAAUCACAAGAACGCCACAAGGAAAUUCUUGGUGGAAGAAAGUACUACUUUCCGUUUGCUCUUCUACAAGAAGAUUCAAAGAUUCUUUGGACAAUCUUGAGGACGAGGAGUUUUCCAAGAGGUCUGCCCAUGAAGGCAUGCCUAAUAAUGUUCAGGAUUUCAGAAACCACCCAAUAUAUGUUCUUGAAGAGCAUCUCAGAGCGAACGAGGUUCUUCAACCAAAGAUCAGUUGCGGAACGCUCAGGAAGAAAGGUACGAAUAAAGCUGUUCCUGUUUAUAGAAGAUCGAACUUGAAAAUUGUUAGAUCUGCCAAAGCUUGGUACAUGAGAGGAAGAAUGCUGAAGACAGGGCAACGACCCCUGGUAAUCAGGGAGGCUCCUCCAAAGAAAAAAAGCAACAGAAAUGAGGACAAUUUUGUGCUUUCCGAAGAAGACGAAGAAGACACAGAUUUGAGGCUAUAUUCUGAGGAUCAAACAGAGUUGUAUGUUCCUCCUCCCGUGGUUGAUUGCCAAGUUCCCAAAAACGCAUAUGGAAACAUUGAUCUGUAUACGUCUUCGAUGUUGCCGGAGGGUGGAGUAUACGUGGGCUCCAAACAUGCCAUGAAAGCUGCUAAAAUUAUUGGAGUUGACUUUGCAGCAGCCGUUAUAGGCUUUGAUUUCACCGGAGGAAAAGGUGGUGUUGCGAAGACUCAAGGUAUUGUGGUGGCCAAAGAGUAUGCGGAAGCUGUAAACCUUACCGUUGAGCAAUUGGAAUAUGAAGAAGAGCUAGCCAAGAGGCAGCGUGCUGAGCAGCUUGCGUUGAGAGGCUGGAAGGUGUUUCUCACAAGACUUCGCAUUAUGGAUAGGCUUAACGAGGAGCACGGGAGUUUGGAAGACAAAGAACGAGAAGAGCACAAGCAUGAUAGCGAAAGUGAUAACGAACUCGGUGUUUUCGGUGGUGGUUUUGUUCCAGAGUCGCGCAAACGACCAGCUGGCUAUGAAGAUUCUGUUGAGGAAGAUGAAGCACCAUACAGAGAUGAUCAAGGUGAAGAUAUCUACGGGGAUUUUGCUGAAACAAAUGGCGGGUUCUUCGGUGGAGAUGAUGGCGAUGAGUCCGGGCAAGAAGUCGGUGGAUUCAUGGAAAAUGAGGAACUGCAAGAAGAAAAACCAGACUUGAGUGAAUUUGAGGUCGAUGAUGGAAAGUCACCAGAUCGGUCAGACGACAUCGGUGGAGGUUUCUCAGUAGAUGAAGUGGCUCCUGCCAAAGAGGAGCCACCAGCUUCGACUAAACCUUGUUCAUUCAGUUACAACCGUUCGUUAUCUUCAUCAUCAAGUGAUUAUGAUGAUGUCUCCGAAAGUGUCUCUGUGAAUCGAGAAGUCAACAUUAUCGAUGAUCCCAGAAACUACACGUUCAUCAGCGAUGGAGAGUCAGAUUCCCGCGUACCUCCGAAAAAGCACUAUUUGUCCCACGGUCGUUCCAAAAAUUCGCCUAUUGAAAUCUCAGAUUCAUCUGGUGGGCCGGUCUCACAUGAUAUGAUUAGUUCCGGCAGUGAAAAUGAGCAUGAUGUUGAAGAGGAUGCAGGUCAUGAAGAACCUUUUUCCGAUGAUGGAUAUGAAUUUGAAUAUAGUGAUUGA
Molecule: messenger RNA, 3063 nt
Organism: Kuraishia capsulata CBS 1993
Lineage: Eukaryota; Fungi; Ascomycota; Pichiomycetes; Pichiales; Pichiaceae
Exons: 1
Coding region: 1-3063 (1020 amino acids)
Biological process (GO): nucleotide-excision repair; mismatch repair
Cellular component (GO): XPC complex; nucleotide-excision repair factor 2 complex; cytoplasm
Molecular function (GO): damaged DNA binding; single-stranded DNA binding
Source: RefSeq, a predicted model, not a curated record